CCGGAUUUCGGCGUCGCGGAGUUGAACGAUCUGGCGAGCGCGGUGACGAGGGACAUCUUCACCGGGAACCCGAACGUCCCGUUCGGCUCCAUCGCGGGCUUAGACGACGCGAAGCGUCUGCUGCGCGAGGCUGUCGUCAUGCCGACGCGGCACCCGGAGCUGUUCGUGGGGUUACUAUCGCCGUGGCGCGGCGUGUUGCUCUACGGGCCGCCGGGCACGGGAAAGACGAUGCUCGCCAAGGCGGUCGCGACCGAGUGCGGGACGACUUUUUUCAACGUGAGCGCGUCGACGGUCGUGAGCAAGUGGCGCGGCGACAGCGAGAAGCUCGUCCGCGUGCUGUUCGACCUCGCGAGGCACUACGGACCGUCGACGAUCUUCCUAGACGAGAUCGACGCGUUGAUGUCGGCGCGCGGCGGCGGCGGCGGCGGCGGCGGCGAGCACGAAGCCUCGCGUCGGAUGAAGACUGAGCUCUUGAUUCAGAUGGACGGCCUCGCGAGAUCGAGCCCGACGACGCAGACCGCCGACGGCCCUCGGGUCUUCGUGCUGUGCGCGAGCAACCUGCCGUGGGACCUCGACCUCGCGUUGUUGCGGCGGUUGGAGAAGCGCGUGCUCGUCGGUCUUCCGACGGAGGCGGCGCGGCGUCGGAUGAUCUCGACGCUCCUGAAGCCGCACGCGAUGGACGCGGACGUGAGCGUGGAGGAGAUCGCGGCGAGCGCGGAGGGGUACUCGGGCGCGGACGUGAUGCUGCUGUGCAAGGAGAUGGCGAUGCGGCCGCUGCGGCGGGCGAUGGCGGCGACGGCGGAAGACGACGACGACGGGGCCGGGGCCGGGGCCGGGGGGGCGCGGGCGCGGGCGCGAGCGAGGGCGCGCGCGCCGACGACGCCGACGACGCCGCGCGUGGGGGCGAUCACGAGAGAGGACGCGAUGCGCGCGAGGGAGGUCUCGAAGCCGUCCGCGGCGCUUCACCUCCAGAGGUACGCGGACUGGAGCGAGAAGUACGGGAGCGCGUGA
Micromonas pusilla CCMP1545 is the source of this 1011-nucleotide messenger RNA. RefSeq lists its product as uncharacterized. The record is from RefSeq and is a predicted model, not a curated record. The transcript has a single exon. Gene Ontology annotation, molecular function: ATP binding; ATP hydrolysis activity. The annotation marks the transcript as partial. Lineage: Eukaryota; Viridiplantae; Chlorophyta; Mamiellophyceae; Mamiellales; Mamiellaceae.